Messenger RNA from Bufo gargarizans (Asiatic toad), 4792 nucleotides. RefSeq names its product flocculation protein FLO11-like. Gene Ontology annotation, molecular function: protein binding. The coding region runs from base 1 to 2775 and encodes 924 amino acids. The transcript has 10 exons. NCBI's taxonomy places the organism in Eukaryota, Metazoa, Chordata, Amphibia, Anura, Bufonidae. The record is from RefSeq and is a predicted model, not a curated record.
AUGCCAACCUGGACCCGGAAAGAUUACCUUGAAGCUCAAAAUGGGGCUUCAUUCCAGCUUCCAACUCUGCGCACUCAAAUUGAGCAAAACAAAGUUGAGCUAAAAAACAGGCUUAAUCCACCCAAAAAGACGACGACCAACCAAAGGUCAACACUCCAGCCAAGCAACAGUGUUCAAGCUAAUCCUUCCAGUGAUUACACCACCACAAAGACCUCAAGAGAUUAUACCACUAAUGAGUACACCAAUGAUUACACCACCACCCAGACCACCAGAGAUUACACUACCACAAAGACCUCCAGAGACUCCAGCACCAAUGAGUACACCAAUGAUUACACCACCACUCAGACCACCAGAGAUUACACUACCACAAAGACCUCAAGAGAUUAUACCACCAGUGAUUACACCACCACUCAGGCCACCAGAGAUUACACUACCACAAAGACCUCCAGAGACUCCAGCACCAAUGAGUACACUAAUGAUUAUGCCUCCAAAAAGAGCUCCAGUGAUGACACAACUAAUAAGUACACCAAUGAUUAUACUGCCCCAAAGCCUACCAAUAAUUACACAACCACAAAGCCCAUCAAGGAUUACAUCACCACACAGACCACCAGAGAUUACACCAAAACAAACACCUCCACAGAUUAUAUUACCACAAAAUCCACCAGUGAUUAUACCACCAAACAGACUACCAAUGAUUAUACCACCAAACAGACCACCAGAGAUUACAACACCACAAAGACCACCAUGGAUUACCCGACCACACAGACCAUCAGAAAUUACAACACAAAGACCACCAAGGAUUACCCAACCACACAGGCCAUCAAAGAUUACAACACCACAAAUGAUUACAUUGUUAAAAAGACCACCAAUGAUUAUACCACCAUAAUGUCCACCAAGGAUUACACCAUAACUAGAGACAGCUUUCCAGCUUCUGGAGUAAAAUCAGAUCCUUUAGGAACCAUCAUGAAAGAACUAUUGCCCAACAAGCCAAGUCGAAUAAUGAAAGACAUGCCUAAAUCCAGCAAUAGGUUGUCCAAUAAUGGUGGCUGUGUUUCAGACAGUGACUCUGGAGUCUCUGUGUGCUCGCCCAUGAAAGUAUUCAGGCCAAAAAUUAGGAGUCCACAAGCACCUCCAGCUUCACGUGACAUUAUAAAGAAAUUCUCUGCUAAACCCAAAAGAACGUCUGAGCCACUGAAGGCCGACCACUCCUUAGUGCAAGAGGAUAUAACACAGAUUGUCCAGCUAGAAGACAUCCCAGUGACAAGAAACUUAAAGAGCUCGAUCAACUUCAAUGACAAGAUACCACAAGGGGCACCAAGGACUCGAGUGCGCUUUGAGGAUGAAUCAGAAGAAGAUGCAGAGUUUCGAUACCGGGAAAUACGUCUUCUAGACAGAACACCGACAACUAAAAUGGUCACAAAUAUCUCACCCGGUCCUCAGAUAAAGUAUAUGGAAAAAAAUGCUAAGCCUGAAACUACUGAGAGAUCUGCUUCACCAUCCAAGGAAGGGGAAAAGGCAAAAAGCCCAGAUCAGCAGACCACAACCCUUCCACAUCGACGUCAACCAUUUCCACCAAAUAUAGCCAAGAAGGUCUUAAUUGAUAUCCCAAGGGGUGGUCUUCCCAGCAGGCGCGUGCCUCAAAUACGGGUGUCCACUGUCAUGAAGGACAUUGCUAACCAACAGUCUUCUCCUCGAAAUGUGACUUCUCUUGAAGGAAUCACAAUGAGCUUCAAGAACACCAAUGAAUGGGGGGCGCAAAGUCAAAGUGUUAGAGCAAACAAAGAGCAUGAAAGUGGCCACCAUAGUCUGUCAUCUCUGGAAACCCUAGAGAGUGGCACCACAGAAGCGUCUUCUGAAUUUACAAUAAUGAAAAUGGAAUGGGGAGCAUCAGAUUCCUCUCUCGGCAGUGGAACUCAGUCAAGAUCAUCAUCUCAGAACCGUGACCUCAAUGUGGACCGUCCGUCACAGAAUAAAGGUCCAGAGAUGUCCUUCUACAGUAAAGUUAGAAGAAGUCUUCGGUUGAAGAAGAAGCUACAUUCUGAAGCCACAAGUGGCAGCUGCCAUUCAGAUAACAUCCUAAAGAGUUGCAAGGAUCUAGAAGCAGACCAGAGCUCUUCUACAUCUCUACAGCUUGAUGGAGGUGGCCAUGGAAAAUCGAGUCCUCACAGUGCCGCAGUUUGCAGACUACCCAACCAGGCUGCAGCAGAUGACGGUAUUCCCAUCCGUGUAGGCAUGAAUAGGACGAAGAAGGACGUUAUGGGGGACCUAGAGACCCAGGGCCCAGUGAGAAUCCAUCCAGUAAAGGUGCCAUAUUCGCCCAUGAGAAUGGUGCAGUCAUUACUGAAGAAGGGACGGGCCAAGGAUUAUGUGGUCCGUGUGCCCUCUCCACCACCGCAGGAAGCCAGGCCUCCAACUUCCAAUGUGCGCUCCAGUGGAUACAGAAGAGAGCAGAUCCCCGGCCUAGCAUCCGGAAGAGUGCUGGCCACACAAUCUGACUCCAGCCGCCUGGUGGAACUUGAACGUCCAAAAACGGGGUUCAGUGGGUUGUAUUUGACUAAGAAGAACCAAAAUGGUUACUCAGGGUUGUACGUGGUUCAGCUGAGCGGAGCCUUCACCUCAUCAUUUCCACAGGGAAUCUUAGAAGUAGGAGAUGAAAUCUUGGAGAUAAAUAGGCGACAAGCAAAGGACCUACGUUUGGAUGAAAUCUAUACGCUCCUGGAAGAAAGCAGCUGUGUCCUCCUCAGAGUGUCCCGGAACAUCUCCUCAUCUUCAUAGGGUCUAGUUCUUCAGAUAACGUCAUGUCUGCUCCAUUACAUAUUUUACACACAUUGAAAAUGAAAAAAACAAAACGUAUAAAUUAUAUAAAAUAUAUGUAUAUACCAUUAUAACCAGAGCCACAGUGCCCCCAUCACAUCCAUAGCCUUACAUCGCAUUGCUCUCCACAUAGUGCCCUAUACACCGUGUCCCAUCACACCAUAGUGCCAGCAUCAUAGCACAGUCCCCCAUCCCACCAUAGUGCCAGCAUCAUAGCACAGUGCCCAUCACACCAUAGUGCCAGCAUCAUAGCACAGUGCCCCAUCACACCAUAGUGCCAGCAUCAUAGCACAGUGCCCCAUCACACCAUAGUGCCAGCAUCAUAGCACAGUGCCCCAUCACACCAUAGUGUCAGCAUCAUAGCACAGUGCCCCAUCACACCAUAGUGCCAGCAUCAUAGCACAGUGCCCCAUCACACCAUAGUGUCAGCAUCAUAGCACAGUGCCCCAUCACACCAUAGUGCCAGCAUCAUAGCAUAGUGCCCCAUCACACCAUAGUGCCAGCAUCAUAGCAUAGUGCCCCAUCCCACUAUAGUGCCAGCAUCAUAGCAUAGUGCCCCAUCACACCAUAGUGCCAGCAUCAUAGCAUAGUGCCCCAUCACACCAUAGUGCCAGCAUCAUAGCAUAGUGCCCCAUCCCACCAUAGUGUCAGCAUCAUAGCACAGUGCCCCAUCCCACCAUAGUGUCAGCAUCAUAGCACAGUGCCCCAUCACACCAUAGUGCCAGCAUCAUAGCAUAGUGCCCCAUCACACCAUAGUGCCAGCAUCAUAGCACAGUGCCCCAUCCCACUAUAGUGCCAGCAUCAUAGCACAGUGCCCCAUCACACCAUAGUGCCAGCAUCAUAGCACAGUGCCCCAUCCCACUAUAGUGCCAGCAUCAUAGCACAGUGCCCCAUCACACCAUAGUGUCAGCAUCAUAGCCCAGUGUCCCAUCCCACCAUAGUGCCAGCAUCAUAGCAUAGUGCCCCAUCACACCAUAGUGCCAGCAUCAUAGCACAGUGCCCCAUCCCACUAUAGUGCCAGCAUCAUAGCACAGUGCCCCAUCACACCAUAGUGCCAGCAUCAUAGCACAGUGCCCCAUCCCACUAUAGUGCCAGCAUCAUAGCACAGUGCCCCAUCACACCAUAGUGUCAGCAUCAUAGCCCAGUGUCCCAUCCCACCAUAGUGCCAGCAUCAUAGUACAGUGCCCCAUCCCACCAUAGUGCCAGCAUCAUAGCACAGUGCCCCAUCACACCAUAGUGCCAGCAUCAUGGCACAGUGCGCCAUCACACCAUAGUGCCAGCGUCAUAGCACAGUGCCCCAUCACACCAUAGUGGCAGCAUCAUACACAGUGCCCUAUCACACAUUAGUGCCAGCAUCAUAGCACAGUGCCCCAUCACACCAUAGUGCCAGCAUCAUAGCACAGUGCCCCAUCCCACCAUAGUGCCAGCAUCAUAGCACAGUGCCCCAUCCCACCAUAGUGCCAGCAUCAUAGCACAGUGCCCCAUCCCACCAUAGUGCCAGCAUCAUAGCACAGUGCCACAUCCCACCAUAGUGCCAGCAUCAUAGCACAGUGCCCCAUCCCACCAUAGUGCCAGCAUCAUAGCACAGUGCCCCAUUACACCAUAGUGCCAGCAUCAUAGCACAAUGCCCCAUCACUGCCAUAGUGUCCUAUCACAGCUGCCAUGCCCCAAGCCACAUGGCCUCCAUUACAACUAGACUGCAACACACACACACACACACAUACUUGCCCUCUCCAUACGUUUGAGCUGCUAACUGAGCACCCAGCUGGUGGCCACCUACAUGUCACUUACCAGAGAUCAGUACAGGGAGCGGGUCAUUUGACUGGUAGAAAAGUGACAGUUAACCCUCUUGUUCAAGUUAUGACAAUUAAUUUUUUUGGUAAAUUGCAAUUUCCACCAUUUUUGGUGGCCUAAUAGUGAAAAAGUUUGUUUUGGGAUAUUUAGCCAGUAAGUUGCACUUUUUAUGUAUCAUUAUGAG